Molecule: messenger RNA, 1221 nt
Organism: Capronia coronata CBS 617.96
Lineage: Eukaryota; Fungi; Ascomycota; Eurotiomycetes; Chaetothyriales; Herpotrichiellaceae
Product: alkanesulfonate monooxygenase
Exons: 3
Coding region: 1-1221 (406 amino acids)
Biological process (GO): alkanesulfonate catabolic process
Molecular function (GO): alkanesulfonate monooxygenase activity
Source: RefSeq, a predicted model, not a curated record
AUGUCAACCAACGCCGGCCUUCAGAGCAAUGGCUCCUCCUUCGCCAGCGACAUCAACGCAGACCCAAACCGGAUCAAGUUCGCAUACUGGGUCCCCAACGUCUCGGGCGGUCUAGUGAUCUCCAAGAUCCCACAACGCACGAACUGGGAUCUCCCGUCCAACGUCCAAUACGCCCAGACCGCGGAGAAGGUGGGCUUCGAAUACGCGCUGUCCCAGAUCCGCUUCAUGGCCGGCUACGGGGCCGAGUCACAGCACGAGCCCGUCACGUUCUCGCAGGCGCUGCUGCACCAGACCAAGACCCUGAAGCUGAUCGUCGCGCUGUUGCCGGGCCCCUGGAACCCGGCCGUCGCGGCCAAACAGAUCGCCAGCAUCGACAACUACACGGACGGCCGGGUCGCGGUCAACGUGGUAUCGGGCUGGUUCAAGGCCGAGUUCACCAGCAUUGGUCAGUGGUGGCUCGACCAUGGCGAACGGUACCGGCGGUCGCGCGAGUUUAUUGCCUGUCUGAAGGGUAUCUGGACGCAGGACAAAUUCUCGUUUCACGGCGACUUCUACCAGUUCCACGACUAUAAUUUGCAGCCGAAGCCGUUGAAGUGGGAGGGCAGACCGCAUCCGGAGAUUUUCCAGGGCGGGAAUUCGAUCGAUGCGAGAGAGAAUGCGGCGACGGUGUCGGAUUAUUAUUUCAUGAAUGGGAAUACUCUCGAAGGUUUCCAAACCCAAAUCGCCGACGUCAAAGCCCGCGCAGCCCGCGAAAACCGAGCCGACCAAGUCAAAUUCGCGCUCAACGCGUUCGUCAUCUCGCGACCCACCGAGGCCGAAGCCAUCCAAGUCCUCCAGGAGAUCCAGGGCAAAGCCGACAAAGAAGCCGUCCUGGCCUUCAGCAAUCAGGUGCACAACAACGCCGGCGCCGCGACCGCCGACAAGACCGGCAUGUGGGCCGACAGCAAGUUCGAGGAUCUGGUGCAGUACAACGACGGAUUCAAGACCAAACUGAUCGGCACGCCGCAGCAGAUCGCCGACCGCAUCCUGCUGUUGAAGAGUCUAGGCGUGAGUAUUUUGUUGACGGCGUUUCUGCAUUACGAUGAAGAGAUCGAGAAGUUUGGCAACGAGGUGUUGCCGCUGGUGAGGAAGUUGGAGGCCGAGGGACGGGGGAGGGACGUCGAGUUUGAGAUUAAGUUGACUGGCGAUGUUUAUCGGAGUAGGGGAAACAAGACUACUUGA